GGGCACGUAUGUACGUAUGACGACGAAUGAGACGCGCAUUUCGCACGCUCGUGUGGUGUGGUACGCACGAAAGGAGCAUGGCCGCGCGAUGUUAUUGAAGAUUCAACGCACGGAAACGGGAGGGAGUAUUGCGGAGCACUGCGAGUGUCCGAGCGGAGCUGUGACGCGGAAUUGGCGGGCACGAAUCAGCACGAACGUCCGUCGGGAAAAGCGAACCGAACGAGCGUGGACGAGAACAGACGGAAAGAAAAGGGAUCGGCGUGAGCGGUGACUGAUCGUGGUGACUGGUCGUGGACGGCGCGGAGGCGACGGAGCCCGCAGAAAUUACGGAAAAUGUGUUCGGCGAGUCAUCGCGAAUGUCAUACACCAUCCGUGCCGUGAUUCGCGUCCCGCGCUCCAAAAAUAAACGGCGCGAUUUAUAGUACACAGUGAACGUGCCCUACCAAGUUAGUGAUCUAUCGGCAAAUUAUUGUGUUACCAGCAGUUUGUGGACCGACAGAAAGGAUGUCACUAAAACCCAAGAGAGUAGAUUUUAAUCAGACGUGGAAUGUAUUACAAGAGACUAUUAGAGGAGUGAUAACAUUGGCGAAUAUCCCACGUGCUAUAUGGAACGACAGAUUUAGCGAUGUUUAUUCUUUGUGCGUUGCAUAUCCAGAGCCACUAGCAGACCGAUUAUACGACGAGACGAGGAGGUUUCUGAUUAAUCAUGUAGAUCAUUUGCUAAUACAGGUGAAUUCAUACAAUGAUAUGUGGGAGCUACUCCCGGCAUAUUAUCGGGCCUGGACAGAAUACUCGCAAGGCAUUUACUACUUGCACAGUUUGUACUUAUACCUCAAUCAACAACACAUCAAGAAGCAGAAACUCUCCGAGGCCGAACUCAUCUAUGGCACCAGUUUGCAUAAUAGAGAGGAAGAGUGCCAAGAGCAGAUGGAAAUUGGCGAGCUUGGUCUAGACAUUUGGAAAAAGAUGAUAAUACCACUUAAAGAAAAACUCGUUUCUCUUCUACUUAUGUGUUUUGAUGCCGAUAGAGAAGCAAGGUUGCUCGCUGCCACAGAUGUUAUUUGUGGUGUUAUUGACAGCUUUGUUCGAGUAGAAGAACACAAAAUGAAAGGAAAAUUAAACUUGUAUCAAGAAAUUUUCGAGGCACCAUUUUUGGAGGCUAGUGGGGAGUUUUAUACAGCAGAGGCAUCAGCACUGUUGCAAGAAUCGGACGUUACUCAUUACAUAGAGAAAGUAACAUGGAGACUCGGUCAAGAGGAAGCACGCGCUUACAAGUUCCUUCACAGCAGUUCUGUAGAAAAAGUCAGAGCGUGUUGCGAAAAUAAAAUGGUAGCUGCGCACGUAGAUUUACUUCAUUCGGAAGCAGAGAUAAUGAUAAAGAAUGAACGUAGACGAGAUCUGACUCUUCUUUAUCCGUUAUUGAGGCCGUUGCAAGGAGGUUUAGAUCCACUUAUACAACAUCUCACACGUCACAUCACGGCGCAAGGAUUAGAGGCAAUCGGACCGUUGCAAGGAGAAAACGUAUACAUGCAAUUUGUGGAAAACAUGCUGAAUGUACAUUCUAAAUAUUCUGAAAUGAUUAAGGAAGUAUUCAAUUCAGAUCAAAGUUUUGUAGGUGCUCUUGAUAAAGCAUGUUCCGCCAUUGUAAAUCAUAGACCCGCUGCGAACCAGGCUGUUCGAGCACCAGAAUUGCUGGCAAAAUAUUGCGAUACUCUAUUGAAGAAAUCGCCCAGAGCUGCCUCCGAAAGUGAAAUCGAGGACAAGUUGAAACGUUCCAUAAUCGUGUUCAAGUACGUGGAUGAUAAGGAUGUGUUCCAAAAGUUUUAUUCUCGUAUGUUGGCGAAGCGGUUGAUACAUCAACAGUCGCAGUCGAUGGAUGCUGAAGAAAUGAUGAUCGAUGAUCUGAAACGGGCAUGCGGUUACGAGUUCACGAAUAAACUUCAUCGCAUGUUCACGGACAUAUCUGUCUCGAUGGAUCUCAAUGCAAAGUUUACGGCAACUUUGCGGGAGAAUGAUGGAGAAAAUCAAUUGGGAACUGGUUUUUCAGUUAAAGUGUUACAAGCCGGUGCUUGGCCACUUGGUCUCCCGCCAUCGCCUGGCCCAUUCCACGUACCGCGGGAACUGGAGAGAUCCAUUCAGGCUUUCGAGACGUUCUAUCAUACGCAAUUCAGUGGUCGGAAACUUACGUGGCUACAUCAUCUUAGUCAGGGCGAGCUUAAGUUCAAUUAUUUAAAGAAACCGUAUUUGGUCACUGUGCAAACUUAUCAAAUGGCGUUAUUAUUGCUCUUCGAGGAUUGUGAUACGAUGCCAUGUAGAGAAGCGGCUGCUUCGCUACGUUUGUCGCAUGACCAACUAGUGAAGCAUGCCACUAGCCUCGUAGAUUGUAAAAUUCUCAAUAAAUCCAACGACGGCGAAUUGGAGGAGGAUACUAUUCUCAUGCUCAAUUUUAAUUACUCUAACAAGAGAACCAAGUUUCGCGUGACCGGCGUGUUGCAGCGAGACGCGCCACAAGAUACGGAGGUCACGCAUCGUAGUGUAGACGAAGACAGGAAGAUGUUUUUACAAGCAGCCAUAGUUCGUAUCAUGAAGAGUCGCAAGUUGUUGAGACAUAAUCAACUCAUACAAGAGGUGCUGAGUCAAUCGAAAGUUACUUUCGCACCUUCAAUCGGAAUGAUUAAAAAGUGCAUUGAAACUUUGAUAGAUAAACAAUAUAUCGAACGUACGGCAAAUAGCGCGGAUGAGUAUUCAUACAUUGCGUAACCUUUUAACGUCUGUCACUAAUUAAUUUCAUUUGAGAUGCAUGCCCAAACGUUCUAUUGAGAAUUAGCAAAGAUUGGCUUGAUAAAUGAGGCUGAAUUAAUUUUGGCGAUCACUGAAAUUUUUGAGAAUGAGUCAUUAAAGAGAGAGAGAGAGAGAGAGGAAUAAAUGAAAAAGGAAAUGAAUUCUCAAUGACAUUUGAAAGAUCGGGAAAAGCAUCUUAGACCGCUUACUCGCUCUUAGGAUCAAUGAAUUAAUAAAUAUCUUAAUUAAUUUACUGACUUGUAACAUAUGCACACUGAAUAAAGUUGACGUUACUAUUUUA
Molecule: messenger RNA, 3082 nt
Organism: Pogonomyrmex barbatus (red harvester ant)
Lineage: Eukaryota; Metazoa; Arthropoda; Insecta; Hymenoptera; Formicidae
Gene: Cul2
Product: cullin 2
Biological process (GO): ubiquitin-dependent protein catabolic process
Cellular component (GO): cullin-RING ubiquitin ligase complex
Molecular function (GO): ubiquitin protein ligase binding
Source: RefSeq, a predicted model, not a curated record